Messenger RNA from Symbiodinium sp. CCMP2456, 706 nucleotides. Lineage: Eukaryota; Dinophyceae; Suessiales; Symbiodiniaceae. The record is from the annotation of a GenBank genome assembly.
AUGGACUUGGUGGUGAGGAAAUUCGUUCUCAGUGAUCAGUUUGAGAUCUAUGGUGCGGACUUAAUCUUGGAGGGCAAGGAGGAGGACCUGUAUCAGGGCACCUUGCCACUCAAGAACGUGACUCUGAACCCGGCGCUUCCUACUGCGUCUUUGCGCACCCCCUGGAAGAGCAUCGGAUAUCUUCACAAAAGGCAGCGCGUUCUGCUGCUGGACCGGGAUGGAAGGUCGAUCGUAGAGCACUCGCUUAACAUGGGUACCAGCUACACUGAGACCAAGUGGCUGCUGAGUGAGAGCCUUCCUCAGCGCCUUGAGGUCAUCCAGCCAGUGGAGGACAAGGGCGCAGGCGUUUGCGCGACUAAAGAUACGGGGCUCGUCAAUGUGGGAUGGGCCCUGUACGCCUCCACCGACUCCGGGCAGGUGGUGAUCCUGUGCCCGGCAGCCGGUCGGCUACUUCAGCCGUUGCACAUGGUGGUUUCUCUUCGGCGGAGAGCUGCGUCGAAAUCAGUGAUGAGGUUAGUGGAUUCCCACACUGGGGCCGUGAAAGUGCAGCGUGAAAAGAUCAUCGGUGUGCAGAAGGACGUCUAUGAAGGUGUCCUCUGGUUGAUGGUCGCUACCACCGAAGGGCUGACCGAGAUCCGCGCGUGGGACGUGUCCUCGGGCCAGGUGGGGCGAUGGUGGCUUCCCACGGGCAGGCGAUGGGCACAAG